Danio rerio (zebrafish) is the source of this 740-nucleotide messenger RNA. RefSeq names its product growth hormone inducible transmembrane protein (gene ghitm). Gene Ontology annotation, cellular component: membrane. The record is from RefSeq and is marked provisional. Lineage: Eukaryota; Metazoa; Chordata; Actinopteri; Cypriniformes; Danionidae.
CGCUGCUCAGAGGUGAAGGUAAACAACAAACCGUCAUGCUCCUGUGUCGUCUCUCCUGUCUGCGGGCUCCGCUGGGCCUGCGCUGUGCUGUCCCUCAGGGGCCCCGAGCUCUGAUCAGGAGCCCCGCACUGAUGAUGAGGCCCCAGCAGCAGGGUUUCUCCAGCAAGGUCAGGCUGGGGCUCCGCAGGGCCAAAACCCCUAAAGAGCAGCUGCAGGACGCCGCGCUCCAGAACACACACACCGCCAGCAGAGUUGACAGUAUGGGUCGGGUUCUGCUGGCGGGCGGUGCAGCGGUGGGUUUGGGCGCUCUGUGUUAUUACGGUCUCGGCAUGUCCAGUGAGAUCGGGGCCAUCGAGAAGGCAACCAUCAACAUCUUCAUGCGUCUGGUGAUGAUCCUGUCCGGCGCCGGGAGCAGGAGGAAGUGACCCGCAGAGAUGCCGCACACAUCAGCCAAUCAGCCGCUCGAGAUGAUCAUCAGUUCUGUUCAGAGUUAGGGUUCUGCUCCGCUGAGCUGCGGGUCAGAUGAACACACACACACACACACACACACCAGUUGCUCUCUUUACUCUAGUUCAGUGUAUUUAUGUCAGCUCUGCCAGCGCGAGGAUGCUGUAAUGCUGCUCUUACACACACACACACACACACACACACACACACACACACACACACACACCCACAUACAAACACGCACAUACACACACAGAUGCUGAACACUCAAUAAACCUCCGUCUUGCACUAGA